CCGCCCCCUGCGCCUGGCCGAGCCCGAGCCCGGCGGCGGCAGUGACAGCCGGGACGCUCCUCCGCAGCAGCCAUGAAGUCGCUGUGCCUCGUCACCGUGGGGGUGCUGGCCAUGACGCUGCUCAUUGCCAGUAUCUCCUUGCUGGUGGCGCACGUCUUCCAGACCGUGGUGGACCUGCAGGUGAAGGAGGGAACAGUAUUAAGAAAUGGCACGGAAACCUUUGAAGCCUGGGAAGAUCCUCCUCCACCAGUCUACAUGCAGUUCUACUUUUUUAAUGUGACAAAUCCUUUAGAAGUGCUUCAGGGAGCUACUCCUCUUGUGGAGGAAGUAGGGCCGUACACCUACCGAGAAUACAGACCAAGAGUGCAUGUUCAGUUUUUGGACAACGGUACAAAAGUAUCUGCUCUGAAUCCAAAGACGUAUGUGUUUGAACCUGAGAAAUCAGUUGGAGACCCUGAAGUGGAUCUGAUUAGAACAAUUAAUAUUCCGGCAGUGACAGCGAUGGAGAUGACCAGAUCAACAGCUCUUCAGUUUGCCACGGAGGUGCUGCUACUUCUAUACCAGGAAUCCCUGUUCACCGUGCGCACUGUGCAUGAAUUACUGUGGGGCUACAAAGACAGGCUUCUCUCAGCCAUUCAUCUCUUGCAUCCUGAGAUUGAUCCAGAAUUUGGUUUCUUCAAUAAGAUGAAUGGAACUGAUGAUGGAGAAUAUGUUUUCCUGAGUGGGGAAAGGAACUACCUAAACUUUUCAAGGAUUGUGGAAUGGAAAGGAGAAGAGUCAUUGAACUGGUGGACAACAAAGACAUGUAACAUGAUCAAUGGAACAGAUGGGACAUCCUUCCACCCAUUGAUUAGCAAAGAUGAAAACAUUUAUAUCUUUUCUUCUGAUUUCUGCAGAUCUUUCUAUAUGGUGUAUGACAGCUCAGGAAGCGUUGCAGGGAUCCCAACCUACCGCUUUGUGCCCUCUCCCAAGGUGUUUGCCAACACUACUGUUAACCCGGACAACGCCGGAUUCUGCGUGCCGCCAGGAAACUGUCCUGGAACCGGCGUCCUCAACGUCAGCAUCUGCAAGCAAGGUGCUCCAAUAUUUCUGUCAGCUCCACAUUUUUACCAAGCAGAUGAAAAAUUUAUUGAGGACAUAGAGGGCAUGCACCCAAGAAAGGAAUAUCAUGAGACAUUUGUGGACAUCAAUCCUCUGACAGGGCUGGUCCUGCGAGCAGCCAAGCGGAUGCAGAUCAAUGUUCACGUCAGAAAAUUGCAUGAAUUUGUUGAAACAGGCAACAUCCGAACGCUGGUUUUCCCAGUAAUGUAUAUAAAUGAGAGCGUGCUGAUCGAUGAAAGGUCUGCCAACAAACUCAAGCACGUCCUGCUGGAAGCCAGCGUUGUAACUGGAAUCCCCUUCGUUAUCAUGACUCUAGGAAUUGUUUUCGGGAUUGUUUUUAUUGUGCUGGUGUGCAGGUCCCGUGGUAUAAGCGAAGAGAGCACCGAAGAUGAAAGGGCUCCGCUCAUCAGGCCAUCCUAGUAGACUUUCCUAACACGUGAGCUUGGAGAAUAAACUAUUAGAGCUGACCUAAUACCAACUACCACUACCCAGCGUUGUCCACUGUGGAGGAACGAUCGUGUCAAGUAAAACUGCUUGGGGGUAUAGAAGAGAAUUUGGAAAAUGGUGCAAGGAGGAGACUUUUCUUACCAGCUAAGUUAUAACUUAAAAACUAUGUUUUAAAACUGCGCAAGAUCCCGCUUUUUUUUUCAACACUGCACUGUAUUUGUACCUGCACUGACAGCCAUAGAUGACCAUAACCACUAUAUCAGUGAAAAUAAAAUGCCCUGAUUGAUUGUAAGAAUGACGCGGGUAAACUUUGCACAUGGCCUUAGGAGUGUGGGCUGAGGAGAACCCCUUCACAGGGUACUGAAGGCUACAGUGCCACAGGCUCCCGUGUCACCUGAGAAAUUUGCUGUAGGCUGAGUGCUGUCUUCUCUGUAGAGAACUACAGGCUUCUCACUACCACCGUGUGUUGACUGUUAAAUCCUUUCACAAGACUGAUGUGUAAAGCUAAUCCAAAAUGUUCACUGAAACUGAGUUAAAUGUACCUAGCUAUUGUGAGGGGAAAAAGCUGGCAAUGAUUUCAUGUUUUCCUUUUAACCUCUUAUCUGUUUUAACCGUGCACAGGACCCCAUUGCAUGUUAGUGAUACAUUUAUCCCUAAUUAUUUUUUUUCUUCAACUUACAGAACAAAAUGCAGCCUUGUUCUUGUUGGUGGAGGGAACAAAAUGGUGUUCUUGUUUUCUCUGAUACCUAUGUCACAUUUUCAACUGUGUGGUUUAAUGUGAAUGAAGAUUUGGCAGUUAUAUUUAUUGUUUAGGAUGCAAGCAGACUUCCACAUUAAGGUAUGUGUAUGGCCUGGAAAUGCCAAAGCAUAUUUUUAACGUUUAAUUUUUAGAAACAAAAGUAUUUUUCCCCAGUGAAAAGAAAAAGAACUGUCGUGGAGAAGUAUUCCUAUUACAUGAAGAUAGUGAAUCAAAUUUUAAAAAGUGUUACUUUAUUCAAAAUAGAGGCAUUGUUUUGGUUAGUCUUUUUGCCUAGCUGGCCAGCGGCUCAGCAGCUUUGCUGGCUUGGAGGCAGUUCCAGCCAGGCAGUUUCAUGGUGAUUACAGGUGUUCCUUUGCUGCGUUGUUGAAAAGCACCGACCGCAGUCCCAGGCUCUCACAGUAAUGCUGGUCUGGAAGGGGAUUUUCUUUUUUCCUAGUUCCCUUACCAGCAGUUCUGCUGGAAGAGCUUGCCCUCAAAUUAUGGUGUUCAGGAAGGGGACAGGGGACAAAUGAACCCAGCAGGAGGCAAUUCCCUUCCUAAGGUAAUCGUUCUGGACAGCUAGACCAAUGUGCUGGUAUGGGGAGAUGCCAAGCUAUGGGGCUGCCCUAACCAGCCAAGCAGAGCUAUGGGAGAGAGAUUUCCUUCUUGAGUCUGGGUGCCCUGUCUUCCCGCAGGAUCCCACCGUCCGUCUUAACUUUUGCUUUAAUAAAUGAGCAGCAAGCUUCCUUCUAGAGCUUUCUUCUGCACCACAGGCGCUUUGGCCAGCGAGGCUUCAGCCACCUCCAAGGCAGGCAGUGGUGACCUCAGGUGGGGGCCAGUCUUAAGGACGAGGGAGCCCGAGGCAAGACAGAGCCUGACCCAGGACUUGAGAGGCGCCAGCUCCACUCUGGGGGUGUCUUCGUGGCACACUGUACCCUCAGUGCAAAGUACUGCCCCUUGCAGCAAGGUACAUAAAUGUCUUUGGGAAAUGGCUACAGCACUUUAGACAGAGCAAGCCUGCUGCUUUGUUGGUAUUUUGCU
Molecule: messenger RNA, 3328 nt
Organism: Nothoprocta perdicaria
Lineage: Eukaryota; Metazoa; Chordata; Aves; Tinamiformes; Tinamidae
Gene: SCARB2
Product: scavenger receptor class B member 2
Exons: 12
Coding region: 73-1521 (482 amino acids)
Biological process (GO): receptor-mediated endocytosis; protein targeting to lysosome
Cellular component (GO): membrane; lysosome; cytoplasm
Molecular function (GO): scavenger receptor activity
Source: RefSeq, a predicted model, not a curated record